AUGGCGAAUAACCCUAGAGUUUUCCUCGAUAUUGCCGUCAGCUUCAAAACGGUUGGUCGGAUCGUGAUAGAGCUCUUCGCUGACACGAACCCAAUUACGGCGGAGAACUUCCGGGCUCUGUGUACCGGGGAGAAAGGCAUAGGGGAGUCUGGUUUUCCACUCCACUACAAGGGGUCUAUCAUCCACGGUAUAGUCCCAGAUGAUAGUUGGUAUGGCGGGGAUAUCACUCAGGGGAACGGAUUUGGAAGCGAAUCCAUCUACGGCAACCAAUUCCCGAAGGAGGACUGCAUCAGGAAGCACGACCGUCCAGGUAUCCUCUCUAUGCGCAACUCUGUUGGACACCCCUACAGAUCUCAGUUCAUGCUCCACAUGAAGGAGUCCCCGAACUACGACGGCCAGCGCAUCGUCUUUGGUCAAGUUGUGGAUGGAUUUGAUGUGAUCGCUCUCGUUGAGAAAAUGGUCGGAAAUGAAUUUGUGUACCCUUCCAAGCCCGUGACAAUCGCAGACUGCGGUCAGAUUCUUCUCGAGUCUGGUGGUUCUGUGUCGACAUUGGUAGAUUACUCUGCCUUUAUUUCUUCAGACUUCUCUGCCCCAGUAACUUUUCAGAACUUGCUGAAUCAGUUACGAGAUGCGCAACUGAAGAUCGCCUACAUAGAGGCCGAAAUGGCAAAGGAGACCUUUGCCUAUCAAAGUGGAUAUGUCAGAGGCAAUGCAGUGGCCGCGGUGGUCAUGGCACGAUCACUCCUUGGCACAUGA
Eruca vesicaria subsp. sativa (arugula) is the source of this 756-nucleotide messenger RNA. The record is from the annotation of a GenBank genome assembly. NCBI's taxonomy places the organism in Eukaryota, Viridiplantae, Streptophyta, Magnoliopsida, Brassicales, Brassicaceae.